AUGCAGGCAGUACCACCAUCAAAACAUAACGAGGAUCUUGAGAAACAUUUGACACCUCAUGAAUUCAAUGAAACACUGAGAAUAUUGUAUCCACAUAUUAGAGAAAGAGAAAAUGAUGUACGACUUCCCAGGAGAUGGGAUGCUACGCAGGCUUCUUCUUAUUUGGAAUUGCAUCCAAACGGGUUUUCUGUGAACUUUAAGAGAAAUGCCAGUAUCCAAGGGGAUAAAGAUCCAUCUGGAGUUGUUCGCGCUGAUUUUCAUAUUCCUGCAAGUGUUGGCACAUAUUAUUUCGAGGUCAGUAUUCUUCAUGGACAUCGCGGAUGUAUGGGUGUUGGACUGAGUAAACAAGGUGGAGAAUUGAAUCGAAUGCCCGGAUGGGAUCCUCAUUGUUAUGGAUAUCAUGGAGAUGAUGGCAACUUCUUCUCUGCUUGUGGACAUGGAACUGCUUAUGGACCGAAAUUUGGGACUGGUGAUGUGAUCGGAUGUGGAAUUGAUACCACUUUGAAUAUGGUGUUUUUCACUAAAAAUGGAAAACAUUUGGGAGUGGCACUCGAGUGUAAACCUGGAGAAUUAGAAGAUUUAUAUCCGACGGUUGGAUUGAAAACUCCCGGAGAAAGACUUGUUGCAAACUUUGGGCAAACUGAAUUCAUGUUUGACUUUGACGGAUACAGAGAUAUCUUGAAUAAUAAGAAGAUUCGAAUGUUAGAAGAUGUGAAAGUGCCUCCAAACUUUGGAAAUCAUAUGGACAGAGUAGUUGCCUCAUUUCUUGCACAUACUGGAGCAACGGAGACUUUAAAAAGUUUCUCCAAAGUUGCCAAGUUGGAUAGACCAAUUGAUCAUGAAUUUGUUAGAAAAAGAAAAGAGAAACUUCUGGAAUAUUUCCCCGGAUGUCUUCAGAAUCAAAACAGAGUUCAGCUUAUCUUCCUCUGUCUCCGAUACAUUGAUUUGGCCAACACGAUGCAAAAAGCACCUCCAAGUUUCCGUUCUUCAAUCGAUGAACACCAAAAUAGACCAAUUUCUCCAACUGAAAUUCGUGCGAAACCGCCGAAACUAUUGAAAGGAAAUCAUUGUAAAUCAACGAAAAGAACAAGAGAAUCACAGAAAAAACAGUCAAAUCCAAAAGUUCACACGCCGCCACCAGUUAGAAGAACUGAUGCAAAAGCAACUGAAGAUCUUUGUAUAAAAAAUUCAAACAUUGAUCGAUUCUACACAGAUGAGGAUACUGGAGAAGAGAUGAUUAGCAUUGAUGGACUCAAUAUAACCAAACGAAUGUACGUCGAAUUGUACACGUCUGAUGAAUACGGAAAAUUGUCAUACAUCAUAAAAUUAGGACGAGAAAUUAUGCGUCUUGCAGGAUCAGUUGAGAACCAAUUGACUAAAAAGGAUAGACAAAUUUUGGAAACUUCAAUGAUGAUGGUUUUGUGUCCGAAUCCACUGGAAAAAUAUCCAUUGAAAGCAUCAGAUAGAAGAUAUAUUUCAAAUGUGAUCAAGGAAACAAUCAAUAAUUAUGCACCGUCAACACCUUCGAAACCAUCAAAACCAGUUAAUGAAAAAGAAAAAGAGAAGAAGAAAGAUGGAAAAAAUAAGGAAAAGAAGGAAAAGGAAGUUGAGAAAGUUGAGAAAGUUGAAGAAAAGGAAACCCGAAAGAUCUACUCAGAGUUACGUGGAUUGUUCUUGGCUUGGAAAGGAAUUCAUUAUGAUUUAUCCUCGAGAGAUGGAGUGCCUGCUUCUAUUUAUUUCAUGAGAAAUAUGGUACUCGACGAGCUGAAAUUCCCGGAGAAGCCGAUCGAGUAUUCAGAUGAACCAAUGGAACAAGAAGCAUCUGAAGCACCAGAACGUACACCAGAGCCCGUAAGAGAAGUAGAUAAUGGAAUGGUUAUGGAAGAAGAUGAUGAUGAACUAGAUGAGGAGGAAGAAGAUGUUUGA
Caenorhabditis remanei is the source of this 1926-nucleotide messenger RNA. RefSeq lists its product as uncharacterized. The transcript is spliced from 11 exons. Gene Ontology annotation, molecular function: protein binding. The coding region runs from base 1 to 1926 and encodes 641 amino acids. The record is from RefSeq and is a predicted model, not a curated record. NCBI's taxonomy places the organism in Eukaryota, Metazoa, Nematoda, Chromadorea, Rhabditida, Rhabditidae.